GCCAGUUCGUCGCCACGCACGCACGCAUGUCGAGCGCAUCUGCCCACGCAAUGGCACCUCAUUCGACCCGGUCGUUCGGGUGCACGUUAAACGCGAGUUAAAAAUAGCGGGAACAAGCCAAUCCAGUGGCGCCGAUGAGAAUAUAUCGGCCAAUGAAAACGCGAGGUGACGGGCCUUGCCAGGAGAGUUCAGAUUUGUAGCAUGAGCACCGAGAAGGCAGCGCCACCACCGCUCUUCUCGAUACCGUCCAAGAAGGGCGUGCAUCGGACGCCACAGCCCUUCACGACGACGGAAGGCCGCUUCAAGUGGCAGAACGCGCACUCCAACACAGAUGCGUUGUACAAGCUACCUGGCACACUCAGUCCGAUGAGCAAAAGCUUCGGCACAAGCACGCGCGAAGAUUGGGACCCGCGCUCAAAGCGGCCGGUCGCUGGUAUCGGCUCGUACGAGGCCCCUAAGUCGUGCGGGAAGCAAGUGUCGUCCAUGGCCCGCACAGCCUCGGACCUCUCGUUUAGCAUUGCGGCGCGGUCCUCGAGCCGCACCAACAACACGCCGAGCCCUGGACCCAUUUACAACAUGCCGGGCGCGUUCGACAAUAAAGUUACAAACGCGUUUGGCUUUGGCACCUCGAAGCGCCCGCCGCUCGACGGCGCUGGGUUAGGCCCAGGCCCAACAACCGCGACGCCCGGGCCUGGAUCCGCGCCCAAAUACGCGUCGCCCUGCAUUUCGUCCACGUUUGGCUCGGAGAAGCGGCUGCGCCAGAACGCAGGUAUCAAGACGCCAGGACCGGUCUAUGACGUCGAGUGCACAGGCUUUCGCACCGGACCCAAGUCGUCCUUUAGCGUCGCCCGGCGACUUUAAUCCACUUGAUGGUGCAUCUUGGAUCAUUUUUAUGCA
Messenger RNA from Saprolegnia diclina VS20, 897 nucleotides. RefSeq lists its product as hypothetical. The record is from RefSeq and is a predicted model, not a curated record. NCBI's taxonomy places the organism in Eukaryota, Oomycota, Saprolegniomycetes, Saprolegniales, Saprolegniaceae. The coding region runs from base 202 to 861 and encodes 219 amino acids. The transcript has 3 exons.